CACCCGACCGAUCAGCUCUCACUGAAAGUGUUCAGCUUCUCGUCGCAUCAGUUCGAGCAGGCGCCAUGAUUCAGCCCAGUACGAGCAAUCUCUGCUUUAGCAAGCGGUGCCUUUCUAAGCUCUGCUAUAGCAAGCACUCUACGCCAGCGCGCACAAGGCUGUCUAAACCUCACCGUCUCAUGCUCUUGCUGCUGCUUUCUGGUCUUAUCUUCAUCUCCGCGGCCUGGGCUGUGAGAUACAUCGGCAUGCCUUAUGAAACCUUGCCUCACAGGCGACAGCUGCUCCUGUUGCGGCUGAUCGCUAAGAGGUCAGAGUUGGUAACUCGGUUACUAACCACGUACGGCAAGCCCGGCUUGGAAACGGUAACGCCUGUUCAGAAGCCACCUUCGCCUGAUUCUUUCACAGAAGAGAGUACCUCUGGAGGUAACUCAUCGACUUCACAAUCGUACAGGGAAACAGACCGGCUGCAUAUGCGUCGCCACGUCAGACCGGACUACUACCUCGAGCGCGUCACGCCCAAAGAUCCGCCACGUGUCAGCACGAGCAGUACUAACACUGAAGUCUGCGUGGCAAUCGCUUCGAUGCCACGCGUCUUCCCAGAAAAGCGCAAGCUUCCGCCGUGGCACUUCCCCGUGUCCCUCCUCCGCCUGCUGGAGCAACGACGGUCUCCGCCCGACCGCUCAGACGGCUUUAAAGACAUGCGCGUCGUCGUCUACAGCUCCGGGUGCAGCGGGGAGCCAGAACCAGGGGGCGUUGCGAAACCAGCACGCAUUGCGAAACCAGCACGCGUUGCGAAACCAGCACGUUUUGCGGAUCCAGCACGCGCGACACCAGAAGCGUCAGACAAUGGCCAGUCUACGUAUACGAGAAAUGUUACGCAGGGAUUGGACCAGCAGCCCGCACCAGCUCCUCCUGGAGAUGUGGAAACGGGAAACCAGCUCCUCUUGAAUAAAGGGAUGGUUGGAGCGAAGCAUCAGCAGGCCCUAGAGUUGGCUGCACGAAACUCUUCGCUAAAAAUCGACGUGUUACCACCUCGCCGAGAUGUCUGCGACUUCGUUCGUCAGGGCGAGGAAGCCCUGCGAAACCUCGGUAUUACAGGCGUACCCACCAACCGCUGGAAGGCUUGGCGAUGGCGAACGAAACUGGUGAUGGAUUUCGUCUACGUCAUGCGACAGUGCAUGGCGACAGGACCAAAAUACAUCCUGCUGCUCCAAGACGACACAAAACCAGCCCGGCUGUACGAUAUCGGUAUCGAGAGAUUCAUUAACGAUGAUCUCAAGGGUAAAGAGUGGACCGUCCUAUCGCUUUACUACCCGCAAUCGUACCUCUGGCCAUACCGACAUGGAGGGGAAUAUUUCAUUCCCUGCUGCGCUCAGGCUCUGCUUUUCAACGUAACAUCGUUGGAAGAUCUGCUAGGGUUUGUGGAGCAGCAUUUCACGGAAGCUCCUAUGGAUUGGAUCCUAAGUCUAUACCUCACUAGUUCUAACCAGACGGGAUUUGUCCACGUGCCUUCAUUAUUUCAACACGUCGGUGAUGUAAGGACCAAAGCGCCAGGAGUGGUCUCGUCCACGCAUCGGGACUGGAACUUCCGCGACGACUACGUAGUUAAUCUACCAAGGGGAGCUGGAUCUACUAGGGACGAAAAUGUGGAUAUCGGGGAAGGCAGUGCCGAGCUGGAGCUUCGGAGACAGCCCCUCAGAGCAUACCCAGUUGAAGCAUUUUCCGAUACAGGUCUAUAAGACUUCAAUAUAAUCACAUCGAUGUU
This is a messenger RNA of Closterium sp. NIES-67, 1765 nucleotides long. The record is from the annotation of a GenBank genome assembly. NCBI's taxonomy places the organism in Eukaryota, Viridiplantae, Streptophyta, Zygnematophyceae, Desmidiales, Closteriaceae.